AUGAAAAUAAAUUUAUUCAAUCCCAAGACUAAGCAUACUUACUUUAGUAGAUCUACUAGGGCAACUUCUAUGAUAUCACUCAAGAAAGUAGAUGAAUCUACUUUAGGAACUGUUGGGAACUGGGCAUAGACUACUUUACCUUAGGUAAAAAAGAAAGAAAAUAAAAUGCAAUCCAUUUAUCAAGAAGAUUAUAAUUUUCUAAGAGAUCAUGAUAAACUAUUUAAAAUAAAUGAUGAUGACAAUUCUCCAUAUAAUAAUAGAAAGUAGUAAUCAUUAAAAAUUUUGUCUCAAAUCGAUUUAAAUGAUAUAAAUGAUUUAGAGGAGAGAUUCACAUUUGUAUUAAAGUAUUUAUUAUUUCAAUUUAAGAUAUUUAAGACAAUCUAAAAUUGGUAAUUUAUACAAUGUCGCAGUUUUCACAUAUGCAUACAUAUUAGAAAAGUAGUUUUAAUAUGAUAAAGCUAUCUUAAUUUGGUAAAAAUACUUAGUAUUUUGCAAUUCAAAUCGAGUUUAUCGUUACAAAAUUAUUGCUUAUAAACAUCUAGUAGAACUUUCACUUCUGAUUCAUAACUUCAUGAAGGCUUUAAAUUAUUCUAAGAAACUCAUCAAAUAUACAUUAUUAUUUAAUGAAUCUAAUUAUGAAUUAAAUGCCUAUGAUUAAAUAGGCAAGAUAUUUUAUUACACUAAAGAGUAAUAAUUAGCUAAGGCUUUUCAUGAAAAAUUUAUGGAUGGAGAACCUAUGCCAAUUGAAAAUAAAGUUCGAUAAGCUGUUGUUAGGAUGAUUGAAUACAAAAUUCGAUAAAAAUAAUCUAGUGGUUAAAUUGAUACUGAUAGUGAAGAUGAUUUUGAAUUAGAAAAAUUAGCUGAACCUAAAAAUUUAGAAUUUCAUCCUAUUAGAUUUAAAGAUGCACUACUUAAAUACAAACACUUAUGGGGACAUGUAUAAAAAUAAAGUGAACCUUUAGGACCUUUGAAUGUAUUGACUUUUGAUAAAAGACUAUUUUAAAGAGAAUAUUUUACUUAAUUAAGUAAUAACAAUACUAUUAAAAGUUUUAUACUAAAUAGCAAUAUCUCAAUAAAAAAGAAUAAUUUGUAAAAAGUAAUUGAUAAAUUAAUAAAUGAUAUCUAAAAUUUUUGA
Messenger RNA from Paramecium pentaurelia, 1135 nucleotides. NCBI's taxonomy places the organism in Eukaryota, Ciliophora, Oligohymenophorea, Peniculida, Parameciidae. The record is from the annotation of a GenBank genome assembly.